This is a messenger RNA of Jaculus jaculus (lesser Egyptian jerboa), 371 nucleotides long. Its product is annotated as elongin-C-like. Gene Ontology annotation, molecular function: protein-macromolecule adaptor activity. The transcript is spliced from 2 exons. The record is from RefSeq and is a predicted model, not a curated record. Lineage: Eukaryota; Metazoa; Chordata; Mammalia; Rodentia; Dipodidae. Gene Ontology annotation, biological process: ubiquitin-dependent protein catabolic process. Bases 1 to 354 code for a protein of 117 amino acids. Gene Ontology annotation, cellular component: elongin complex.
AUGGAUAGGGAGGAGCAAACCUAUGGUGGCUGUGAAGGCUCUGAUGCCAUGUAUGUCAAAUUAAUGUCUUCUGAUGGUCACGAAUUUAUUGUGAAAAGAGAAUAUGCACUAACACCGGGAACCAUAAAAGCCAUGUUGAGUGGGCCGGGUCAGUUUGCUGAGAAUGAAACCAGUGAGGUCAAUUUUAGAGAGAUACUUUCACAUGUGCUCUCAAAAGUAUUUUUAAAAAAUAUAUGCAUGUAUUUAACCUACAAGGUUCGCUACAUUAACAGCUCUACCGAGAUUCCCGAACUCCCAAUUGCACCUGAAAUUGCACUGGAACUGUUGAUGGCUGCCAACUUCCUAGAUUGUUAAAUAAAAUAAAUUAUAAU